GGUUGGGAAAAUAAAGUUUCAUUUGAAAUUUGAUGACUUGGUGCGCUUGAAAUGGCUCGCUUCUCGAGGAUUCACUUAUUUGGUCUGCUAGUUUUAGCUUGCUGGAACUGCUCUACUUGCGCCCUUUCCUUAGAAGAGAAAUUACAGAUAUUAACCGAGAAAUUGGAAAUUGUGGAGGCAAAAGUAAAUCAUCUAGAGAGUGAAAAUAGUAAACUAAAAACUAAAAAUGAACAGCAAGACUCGAUUUUAACGGAUCUCCUACAAAACAGACGUCAAACCAAUGAAGAAUUAAAACUUUCUUCUAACAAUGGUUUACUUGAAAAUCAAUCAAUUGGAAAGAGUGCUGCUAUGCCAAGAACUUGUCGAGAGACCCGCCUCUCCAAUCCAGCGCUGGCUUCCGGCAUGUACUGGAUCGAUCCUGACGGCCAGGGCGUUGGAGAUGAUCCUAUCAGCGUUUACUGUGAUAUGAAUUCAGGUUCGACGUCAAUCUUGCACGACAGUGAAUCGCCAAUGAAUGUUGGACACUGCACCGAUCCUGGAUGCUAUUCAAGAGAAAUCAAUUAUAAUGCUUCAACGAGGCAAAUGGCAGCAUUAGCAGAGCUUUCUAAUGAAUGCCACCAGUCUAUCAAAUACGACUGUACCUCCGCGCCGUUCGAGGUUUACGGUGUCGCCUAUUCCUGGUGGAAUGAUAGAACCGGAAAUGCGAAUUAUUUUUGGUCAGGCAGCAACAGCAGCGUUCACGUCUGUCAGUGUGGCAUCGAUAACAAUUGUGUCGAAGUGUUUGUGCCAUGCAAUUGCGAUUCUGGCCUACCAACACCUCUAACCGAUGACGGUGUGAUAACCGAUAAAAAUAUCCUCCCAAUUACUCAACUGAACUUCGGCAGGACCAUUCUGGAAAGUUCGUCCGGCGUUCACACACUGGGCAGAUUUGAAUGCACCGGACAGGUAGUCGUCAGCGGAAUGCCGUCUUCUUGUGAAGACCUGUGGCACAUUGGGCACACCUUAAGUGGAUUAUAUUCUGUGAUGGGAAUUGCGAAAGUUGAAAAUAUUUAUUGUGACUUUACAAAACUACCUAGCGAUGCAGGUUUUCAAAAAUGGAUCGGGUAUGCAGACGUUAAAUCCGCACCUACCUACUUCUAUGUCCAGAGAAAUAGCUCCUUCAGUACAACAAAUAUUGCCAUUCCGUUCGAAUUGGCUGAACUCAACAUCGGAGGCGCUUUCGAUUUACCGUCUGGAAUUUUCACGGCACCUCGAACGGGCAUCUAUUUCUUUUCUUUCAUCGGAGUUCCGGAAUUCCCGACGUCUUCAGCUCUUUCUCAAAUAUUUAUAGCCCUCUUUUGGAAUGGCAAUCAAAUUGGGCGAGGGGUGAGUGAAGAAGGCAAUUCUGUAUCGUCUCAAAAUGAACAGAUUUCCAUUCAGUCUACGCUCAGUUUGAAUGCGGGUGAUAAAGUAUGGGUAGAGAUUGUAGUUAUGUCAACAGGGAUGUUUCUGUAUGACUCUGGUUCCCAUUGUAACCAUUUUAGUGGUUGGCUUUUAGAGGAAGAGUUUUCUCUGUCCUGAAAUACGUUUGAUUGUUAAUUAACUCUUGCAUUACUAAAGCUUUCUGUUGUUAGUAGUCCGUUUUUUUUGUGCUGGAAUACACUGCACUUAAAAGAUUUCAUGGUCAUUUUCACUGCCACCAGCGUACACCUUCAAUAUUGACUCUCGAUGAAUGGAGCGUGUCGUGUUUGUGUGUGCGCUCCCAUUGUGUCCUCACAUCAGCAGUCGUCUCUCCUUAAACGGCCGGGUCCUAAUUCGAAUGACAGUUGAAAGGAGAAAUCAAACACACAGCCGAGUUCUCGAAUUUCGCGACUCCUCAUUGUCGAAAUGUCGCGGUCCAUCCGCCAUUUAGAAGAAGAAGAAGACUGGAAACCAAGUCCAGCAGUGGCGCCACUACUCAAUGCACGAUGACAGUUCUCUCCUGACUGUCUUGGCGUCUUCCACUGUUUACUGUCCUCCUCUCUCCCUUUCAACUAUCCUAUUCAAAUAUAACUACAACCUACACAAGUAGUAUACAGAUGCUCCGAUCCCUAUUCAAUUACCACUUGAAACUGGAACGAUACUUGCUAUUUAAAAAACCGCACACAAAUACCCAACAAUUUAAAGAUGUUUGUAUUGACAGAAUUAUUGAUUAAUUAUAUAUUCAUGUGAUUAUUAA
Molecule: messenger RNA, 2197 nt
Organism: Daphnia pulex (common water flea)
Lineage: Eukaryota; Metazoa; Arthropoda; Branchiopoda; Diplostraca; Daphniidae
Exons: 6
Coding region: 52-1560 (502 amino acids)
Molecular function (GO): protein binding; extracellular matrix structural constituent
Source: RefSeq, a predicted model, not a curated record